Messenger RNA from Trichobilharzia szidati, 2785 nucleotides. NCBI's taxonomy places the organism in Eukaryota, Metazoa, Platyhelminthes, Trematoda, Strigeidida, Schistosomatidae. The record is from the annotation of a GenBank genome assembly.
AUCACAAAUGAUUGUUAAUACAUUUGUGUAUGUAGGCAUAUUCGUGUAUACAGUGCAUACAUGAAAGGAGUUAUGACUAUUAUAUGUGUCUACCUGUAUAUGGUUUAAUCUCAGUGUUUUGGAAAUUUUGAACAAGCUAUUUUUCAGCACUAAAACAUACCUCGAGGAUAUCCUAUUGAAUUCUACCGUUAAUCAAACAGAAUAACUAUUGUCACAAAGUCAUCUUUGCACAGUAUGAUACUUUCUACAUGAACGUUUUUUCUGAUUUUCUUUAAAAGAAACAAUGUCAAUAAAUUUUAAUAAAUUAUUUAUACAAGAUAUACUAUCACGACGAGAAUCUUCACAUGCUCUUGACUUAAAUGAUGAAGGUCCCAAGAUAACUGAAGAAUCGGAAUACUGUGGAGAUGAUAAUGAAGGCGAUGAUGAUGACGAUGACGAGUAUGACAGUGAAAAGGAAGAUGGUGAUGGGGAAAAUUCCAGUGGUGAUGAAGAUUACGAUGAUGAUUAUGAUGAUGACGAGGAUGAUUCACCACACCUGUCAGAUGCGUCAGAUUAUGCUGAUGCUGCUGAGGCGAACAAAAACACCAAUCAUAAAUCUAGAAACAAAAUCAAUACAGGUAAACAUUCUCAGAAGCGAAGGCUUAUUUCAGCCCUAGACAAUCUACGACUGGCUGUAGAUAAACAGGCUAAACUACAGGCUAUGGUAAAUGGUUAUCCAAGUGAAGAUUUCUCUCAAGACUAUUCUAGAACUUUAAAGUUACAUUCAGUCAAAGAGAUUAGCCCUAAUACGGAUAGGAUAAAAGAACAAACUGUAGUUGAUUCUCAUCCUCCUCCUCAACCUCAACAAAGUCAUAAUCACCACUUAGAACUUCCUUUACUGAAUGACAAAUAUGAAUCUAAAAGGUGCAUAGAAGUUGAAGAUGAACACAAAGGAGAAGAAACUUCAGAUUCAAUUAGUAAACAUGAUCAUUUGAAAUCAUUACAUAAGCAAGUGAAAAAACAAGGUCAAUAUACUCCUACUACUACUACUACUACUACGGAUAUAUCAGUGCCUGUUGUGGAUAAAGAAGCCUUAGCCUUCAGAAGAAAUGAACGAUUGUCAAAAAGAAAAGAAAGAGUAUCUGUACAAAUUCGUGUGGUAUUUUUGAAAAUUGGUGAAAUUGACACAUUGAAAGAGAUUUAUCAUGCCGACGCGUUUAUUCAAGCCAAAUGGAGAGAACCACGUUUAGAUGGUAAGACAGAUGAGUGUCUACGUAAAAUAGAUUUACAACGCUGUUGGAAUCCUCUUAUAUUAAUUGACAAUAUAUUAAGUGAAUCAAAAGAACAACAUUGGAUUAUGACAGAGAAAAAUGAAGCUGGUGAAAUUUAUAUUGUUGAACGUCGCCGCCUUAGAGGUGUAUUCUUAGAGACAUUAGAAUUAAACGAUUUCCCAUUAGACGUACAAGAUUUAACUAUCACUCUAACGUCUGAACGACCAGAAUCUGAAGUUCAACUCAUUCCAGAUAAAAAUGAACCGUGUAGGAUAAAUUUGCAGACGCUUGUUGAUCAGCAGGAAUGGAAGCUGCAUGAACACAUCGAAAUAACAAGACGUUCCGCAACUCAAGAGUAUACACAUUCUAGUCAAAGUCAUCCUUGUAUUUCUGUGACUUGUAGAGCAGCACGUAGACCUGGUUAUUUCUAUUGGAAUGUCUUUCUGAUUAUGUUCUUUAUUACUGGACUGUCAUUCGCUACAUUCGCUGUACCACCAGAACGACCUGAAAACAGACUUCAACUAUCAUUUACGCUAUUUUUAACUUCUGUUGCCUUCAAAUUUGUUAUCAAUCAAUCAUUACCAAAAAUUUCUUACUUAACCUAUAUGGAUAAAUAUGUUCUUAUGUCGCUAGCCAUAUUAUGUGUUGUUAGCGUAUGGCAUGCUGUGGUAACAUUGAUUCCAAAUGAUGCAGAAUUUGAACAGCUAACAACAAAAAAUCUUUUGAAGUCAACUGAUCCACAGUUCUCUUUUAUGAAACGUUAUAAAGAAUUAACAUUUGCAAAUUCAGCCGCUUUCAAUAGGACAACCGAACCAACAGAUAAUCUAGGUGACGUCAGUGUCCAGAAAAAUAUCAGUUUAUUACAAAAGAAACCAGCCUCAAGUAGCAAUUUAGCAGUUUCUCUGGAGAAUGAAGGAUCUAAUGAUGCCGGGAAAUCGGCCAGAUUAUCUCAACAAUUGAGUCAACAAACAUGGAUUGCAUUAGCCCUACAGUCAAAAAAUCAUGAACAGCAAAAACGAAGAUUAAUGAUGCGAAUUGAAAGAGAUGUAUUCGUCUCAUUCUGUGUACUAUAUGUACUUGCUCACUUGACAUUCAUAUUUUGGUUAUAUUUUGAUGCCAGUAGACGCAGGAGAGAAAUGGUUGAACGGGAUAGAUUGUAUAAGAAAUGUCUGCAAGCUUCCAAAGCAUUAUAAAAUUUCAGAUGAAUAUUGGUGACUGAAUAGGCGAUUGAAUUUUAAAAAAACACAACAGAAAACAGAAGAUUUUUAUCGUCAAAAAGUUUACCUACCUAUCUACCUUUUUAGUAAACACAGCUGUAAAUGUUGUAAUAUCUAUCUAUCUAUCAGCUUACAUUCUGAUCAGCCUACAGUUUCUUUCUUCUUUUUUGCAUGUUUGAAUUGUGUUUGAAUUUUGAGCCAUAUUGUGUAAAGUGAUCAUUGAACAUUGGACAGCAAACAGAGAGCCUUUUGUUGUUUUUUUGCAAUAACUACUGUAUGAUUGACUGAAUAUAUUUACAAAAUAAGAGAGAGAAGGCA